AUGAGAUCCCAUUCCUUCCUGCCAGUCCUCUUCCUCUUUGUGAUGCUGAUGCUGAGAGGAAAGGCUGGCGUUAUUCCGGGGGAAAAGCAGUGCAUUUUGCUGAAAGGGGUAUGCAAAGACAUGGCGUGCACAUCCACAGAUGAUACCAUUGGCGUAUGUAACGAUGAGAAGAAAUGUUGUAGGAGAUGGUGGGUGUUUGAGCCCUACCCAACACCCGUUCCCAAAGGAAAGUCUCCGUAG
This is a messenger RNA of Apodemus sylvaticus (European woodmouse), 240 nucleotides long. RefSeq names its product beta-defensin 130B-like. The record is from RefSeq and is a predicted model, not a curated record. The coding region runs from base 1 to 240 and encodes 79 amino acids. Gene Ontology annotation, biological process: defense response to bacterium; cell chemotaxis. NCBI's taxonomy places the organism in Eukaryota, Metazoa, Chordata, Mammalia, Rodentia, Muridae. The transcript is spliced from 2 exons. Gene Ontology annotation, molecular function: chemoattractant activity; CCR6 chemokine receptor binding.